CAAUGCCCCACCAUAGGAAAAUAGUCGUUUUAUUGUAGCCGACACCACUCAGCAUUUUUACAAUCAGCAACCAGCAACAGUUGCAGCCGGAAAUUCAUUCGAUCGAGUCGACAUGUCAGGAGAUUGCAAAUGCGGGCCUGGAUAUCCGAAUCCGUUAUCGGCGAUGAAGGGGCCGAGGGAGAAACUCCUGUACGUAAUUUGUGUCCAGCCGAACGGCAAAUUGACAAACAAACCCGAUUACCUUGCGACCGUCGAUGUCGACCCUUCGAGCGAUAAUUUCUGCAAGGUCAUAUAUAGAACGAUGUGUAAACACGCUGGAGACGAGCUUCAUCACUUCGGCUGGAACUCUUGCAGCAGCUGUCAUGGCGAUCCAUCAAAAAAACGGAAUAAGCUUAUCCUGCCUUGCCUAAACAGCGAUCGGAUUUACGUUUUGGACACCUCUAACCCAAAGCAACCACAAAUUCACAAAGUAAUUGAGCCGGAAGAAGUGCACAAACACAAUGUUGGGACUCCUCAUACGAGCCACUGCUUGGCAUCGGGUGAAGUGAUGAUAUCGACGAUGGGAGAUCCAAAAGGCGAGCCAAAAGGAGAAUUUCUACUUCUUGAUUCGGAUACGUGGAUGAUCAAAGGGCUUUGGACGAAAGGGGACAAAUUCGCUAAAUUCGGCUACGAUUUCUGGUACCAGCCUUAUUUCGACGUUAUGAUCUCAAGCGAAUGGGCAGCUCCAAAAUCGACAGGAAAAGGAUUCUCAAACGAUGAUAUAAACGACAAGAGUUUAACUGGAAGGUGUUUGAACGUGUUCUCUUGGUCGGAGCAGAAGUUCCUUCAGACGAUAGAUUUGGGAGACGAGGGCAUAACGCCACUCGAAAUUCGAUUCUUGCACAACCCCAAGGAAGCUCAAGGCUAUGUCUGCUGCGCCUUCAGUUCCAAUGUUUUCAGAUUUUUCCAAACUAACGGCACCUGGAAAGCUGAAAAAGUCAUAGACAUACCGAAUAAGAAAGUCAAGGGAUGGGCCAUGCCAGAAAUGCCAGGAAUGAUAACAGAUUUGCUUUUAUCUCUUGACGAUAAAUUUCUUUACAUGAGCAAUUGGUUGCACGGGGACGUCAGACAGUAUGACAUUACAGAUCGGUCCCGACCGAAACUCGUCGGUCAGAUAUUUUUGGGCGGAUCCAUAACAAAAACGGGACCGGUUGAAGUCGUCGAAGACGAAGAGCUGACUGAACAACCUCCGGAAAGGAUAGUGAAAGGGACGAAGGUCUAUGGAGGAGCGCAGAUGCUCCAACUCAGUCUCGACGGGAAAAGGCUCUACGCCACUACUUCUUUGUACUCGGUCUGGGACAGGCAAUUUUACCCUGAUAUGGCAAAGAACGGCUCUUGUUUACUCUUAAUGAACGUUGACACGGACCGAGGCGGAUUGACGUUGGACGAGGGAUUUUUGGUCGACUUCGGGAAAGAGCCCGACGGCCCCGUUCUUGCGCAUGAAUGCAGAUACCCCGGCGGAGACUGUACGUCCGAUAUUUGGCUUGCGGAAGAUUUAGGGUUAAAAGAAUAAGAAACUGUACAUCAACCACCCCGAAUACUGUAAAUUGCAAUUAAUUAAGAUAAUCAAUUUUUUAUUGGCAAAAAUAUAUCAUAUUCAAUAAAAUUAAA
Molecule: messenger RNA, 1650 nt
Organism: Cimex lectularius (bed bug)
Lineage: Eukaryota; Metazoa; Arthropoda; Insecta; Hemiptera; Cimicidae
Product: selenium-binding protein 1-A
Exons: 10
Coding region: 113-1552 (479 amino acids)
Molecular function (GO): selenium binding
Source: RefSeq, a predicted model, not a curated record